AUGUUUUACACAUUUGCCAACCUGCUUGUGCUUUGGUAUAACGGACCUUAUAUUUACCUAUCUAUUCACAUUCAGAGGCUUCAGGCACCAAUGUCGAGUGAAGCUCCUGAUGCUAUGCAGCUGGAACAGAACCCAGAUGCUAUCCCCGAAGCAGGUGACGGCGCUGACCAUAGUGGACUUGAUGACGAAACUUAUCGUACACUGCAAGCUUUCAACGUCGCUGCGCAGCAGGGAGAGAGCACUGGAGUUGAGGCGGAACUCAGCCAUGAAGAAACUCACGAAGCCUCGAGUGUUGCUGGAGGAGAUGGGACAGGUGUUGAGAGCGCUUCUGGUGACGACUCACAGAGUGACGCUGAUAACCAGAGCUACGACACAGCUCCUCGAGAUGAUGUCUCCCAAAGAGACGAAGAAACCACUCAGGUCGCAUCCCCCGCCCCCUCCGAGCUAUAUGUCGAGACAAAGGAGUGUCUCUACUGCAGCGACGAGCUCCCCAUCGACAUGAUUUUCGAAGCUCCCUGCUCCCACGCAAUGUGCCAGCCAUGCCUAAUUAGAAGCAUUCGAACGGCGAUCAAAGACGAGUCCCUCUUUCCACCUAAAUGCUGUGGACAGGCUAUUCCUGUGGACACGACAAACACAUUCAUCCCAGAGGAGUUGUUGACUGAGUGUGACAAUAAACGUGAGGAAUACGAAACAACCAACCGCACGUACUGCAGUGACAAGGCAUGCUCUGAAUUUAUACCUCUGCGUACCAUCGAAGCUGGUAUUGCCCGCUGCACUCGCUGCGAGACGAGGACAUGCCUCAAUUGUCUGAGCGACGCACACGAGGGUACAUGUACCGACGACCCUGAGUCACAACGAGUUAUUCGCCUGGCAGAGGAGCAUGGAUGGAGGCGCUGUGAACAGUGCAAGAACAUGGUCGAGCUGACCCAUGGCUGUUUUCACAUCUCUUGUCGAUGCGGCCACCAGUUCUGUUACCUAUGCGGGAGACAAUGGAAGACCUGUAACUGUCCUCAGUGGGAUGAACGUCGCCUCACGGCGAGAGCAGGAGAACUUGCUGCUGCACGAGCAAGAGCACCAGCACCAGCACCAGUAGCGCGACCCGUUCAGCCCGUUGGUUGCCGCCACCGAAACUACAGGCCCUUUGACCGUGUGGAGGGUGAAGAUGAGUGCAACGAUUGUGGGAGUGAGAUGCCGCAAUACAUCUUUUCUUGCCCAAAUUGUGAGCUCGUGCUUUGUCGUCGAUGCCUCGAGGCUCGCCGAAACCAGCGAGGUUGA
Molecule: messenger RNA, 1275 nt
Organism: Fusarium oxysporum Fo47
Lineage: Eukaryota; Fungi; Ascomycota; Sordariomycetes; Hypocreales; Nectriaceae
Product: Rcat domain-containing protein
Exons: 5
Coding region: 1-1275 (424 amino acids)
Biological process (GO): protein polyubiquitination; ubiquitin-dependent protein catabolic process; positive regulation of proteasomal ubiquitin-dependent protein catabolic process
Cellular component (GO): ubiquitin ligase complex; cytoplasm
Molecular function (GO): zinc ion binding; ubiquitin protein ligase activity; ubiquitin conjugating enzyme binding
Source: RefSeq, a predicted model, not a curated record